UUAACAAAUACGCCGAGUUUGUGCGCAGCCUCUAAAUGUUGUGCCUGCAAUCCUACGCCAGCUCCUCCGAAGGGGACUCCGACCAUGAGGACGCCGCUGGGGCAGCAGCCUCAACCGAUGUUCCUGCUCAUCUACUGCCUGUAGACAAAACACAUUCAGUUUCCUCGGCCAUAGCGGUAUGUGCGGCACCCGUUGUGGUACCGAUUGGAGCGUCUGCAGUGCCGCGCACCCUGGAUCCCACACUUAAAGAGGUAACCUACAAUCCACGCUACGACGAAAUGUACGCGCCGGUGAAGGGACCCGAUCACCCGGACCUGACGAUGCAGCAGCGCGCGCCAAGAAACACGCUGGCCGGAUACGUGGAGAAGGCGCACAUCAAUGCAUUUGAGUUUGAGAACCAGCGACGCACCUUCCACACCUACGGCUAUGCGCUGGACCCAAGCGUGGACGAGGCGGCCGAUGGGCAGACAUUUGUGGGCGAUCUGCAGUCGGCCUACGAUGACAAUGGCAAGACGGUCUUUGAGGCGCCCAAAGCAAAGAAAAUGCGCAAACAGGAGAAGAACGACAAGCCCGAUGAUAUCGAGGGAUUUCUGGGUCCGUGGGGCAAGUACGAGAAUGAGGUAAGUGUGGCCAAGCCGAACGAACAGGAAAGGGCCGAGCUGGACGAGCUGCUGUCCAAGCGCCACAAACGCGGCCGCAUUCCCGAGGAUAAACCGCUGGAGGAGAAGGCGACACUGCACAUCAAGGAUGCCUACGACUACCAGGGACGCUCGUAUCUGCAUGCUCCUCACGAUCUGGGCGUGAAUCUGCGCUCCAAUGCCCCGCCACCGAAGUGUUUCCUGCCCAAGGCACACAUACACACCUGGACGGGGCACAACAAGGGCAUCUCCUCGAUACGCUGGUUCCCCAAGACGGCACAUCUGCUGCUGUCCGGCUCCAUGGAUUGUCGCGUCAAGCUGUGGGAGGUGUAUGGCGAGCGACGCUGCAUACGCACGUUCUCGGGCCAUCGGCAGGCCAUCAAGGACAUUGCGUGGAACAACAAGGGCUCACACUUUCUGUCCGCCUCCUACGAUCGCUACAUCAAGCUGUGGGAUGCGGAAACGGGCGAUGUGGUGUCUCGCUUCACCACCCGCAAGAUGCCAUUCUGUGUCAAGUUCCAUCCGGAUAAUAGCAAGCAGCAUCUGUUUGUGGCCGGCACCUCCGACAAGAAGAUCAUUUGCUGGGACACCCGCAGCGGGGAUAUUGUGCAGGAAUACGACCGCCAUUUGGGCUCUGUUAGCACCAUUACCUUUGUGGAUGACAAUCGUCGAUUUGUGACCACCUCGGACGACAAAUCGAUGCGCAUUUGGGAGUGGGACAUACCCGUGGACAUGAAGUACAUUGCAGAUCCCACUAUGCAUUCCAUGCCGGCGGUUACCUUGGCACCGAACGGCAAGUGGAUGGCCUGCCAAUCGCUGGACAACAAAAUUGUCAUCUUCUCCGCACUCAAUCGCUUCAAAAUGAAUCGCAAAAAGACCUUCACCGGUCACAUGGUGUCGGGCUAUGCCUGCCAGCUGGACUUUUCGCCUGACAUGAGCUACCUGGUGUCGGGCGAUGGCGAUGGCAAGUGCUACAUCUGGGACUGGAAGACAACGAAAAUGUACAAGAAAUGGCAGGCGCACGAUGGCGUGUGCAUCAGUGCUCUGUGGCAUCCGCACGAGGCCAGCAAAGUGGCCACUGCCGGCUGGGAUGGACAGAUCAAAUAUUGGGAUUAAGGCAAGACGUGCAGCAACAAAAUAAUUUCUAACUAGAUGUAAGAACUGAUGUAUAAAAUGAUUGAUUAUAUGACAUACCU
This is a messenger RNA of Drosophila subobscura, 1834 nucleotides long. RefSeq names its product pre-mRNA-processing factor 17. Gene Ontology annotation, biological process: mRNA splicing, via spliceosome. Gene Ontology annotation, cellular component: catalytic step 2 spliceosome. Gene Ontology annotation, molecular function: mRNA binding; protein binding. Bases 36 to 1754 code for a protein of 572 amino acids. The record is from RefSeq and is a predicted model, not a curated record. Lineage: Eukaryota; Metazoa; Arthropoda; Insecta; Diptera; Drosophilidae. The transcript has 3 exons.